UGGUGGAUCAGCUGGAAAGGGAUACAAUGGCAGCGUGGCUGAGAAGGAUCAUCAGUACCAGCAAGGCACCGGGGGUAAUUGGUCCCUACAGCCAAGCAGUGGUGGUGGAUCGAACCAUGUACAUUUCUGGUCAACUGGGGUUGGAUCCUGCAACUGGGCAGCUUGUAACUGGAGGAACAGCACAGGAAGCAAAGCAGGCUCUCAUCAACAUGGGAGAGAUCCUGAAGGCUGCAAACUGUAACUACAAUAAUGUUGUAAAAACAACAGUUUUGCUCGCGGACAUCAAUGACUUCAACUCUGUUAAUGAGGUUUACAAGCAAUACUUUGUGACGAACUUCCCAGCCAGAGCUGCCUAUCAGGUUGCUGCAUUGCCUCGGGGGGGCAGAGUUGAGAUUGAAGCUGUGGCUGUAUUGGGACCUAUUGCAGACGGGGCCUUGGAUCAGAAAUUGUGAAAUGGCGACUGUCAAUGUGGAUGCAUAAUUGAAUGAAAUCACUGAACUCUGAUUUUAUACUUUAAAAAAUUUAAAAAUCAGUCUUGUAUGGCUCAAUAAUAUUUAAAUGAGCCACUUUUCAAAAUGAAUACUGUUUUUCAACUUUUAAUUGUCUGUAAAGAGAGUCAUUAUUUUUCAGCAACUAAUGGUGCUCGAUUUCUAGUAAUUGAAGUUUUGCUUAAUACACAGAAUGUGAAAUUAAACACUGAGCUUGUUUGUUUA
Molecule: messenger RNA, 713 nt
Organism: Hemiscyllium ocellatum (epaulette shark)
Lineage: Eukaryota; Metazoa; Chordata; Chondrichthyes; Orectolobiformes; Hemiscylliidae
Gene: rida
Product: reactive intermediate imine deaminase A homolog
Exons: 6
Coding region: 27-452 (141 amino acids)
Cellular component (GO): cytosol
Molecular function (GO): deaminase activity
Source: RefSeq, a predicted model, not a curated record